Messenger RNA from Ictalurus punctatus (channel catfish), 2548 nucleotides. RefSeq names its product clusterin associated protein 1 (gene ift38). Gene Ontology annotation, cellular component: intraciliary transport particle B; centrosome; cilium. The record is from RefSeq and is a predicted model, not a curated record. The coding region runs from base 207 to 1463 and encodes 418 amino acids. NCBI's taxonomy places the organism in Eukaryota, Metazoa, Chordata, Actinopteri, Siluriformes, Ictaluridae. Gene Ontology annotation, biological process: cilium assembly. The transcript is spliced from 12 exons.
CUGCUAUAGUGACGGAUACAGCUGUAGAUGCUAUAAGAUGGCGGCGUUAUGUUAUACAGUAAAAUGUUGAGCGAACUAGCUGGAUAAUUAUAGUUACCUUGUUGUUAAAAACAACAACAACAACAACAACAACAUAAUAUUACAAUUUUUUUUCUCGCAUUUAUUCUGUUGAAGUGCACUGGGAGAAAAAAGGGGAGAAAUCAACCAUGUCGUUCAGAGAUCUAAGAAAUUUUACAGAGAUGAUGCGCGCGCUCGGCUACCCUCGACUGAUCUCCAUGGAGAACUUCCGGACGCCGAAUUUUCCUUUGGUCGCAGAGAUCCUCUUGUGGCUUGUCAAGAGGUACGAGCCACAGAUGGACAUCCCCAGUGACAUCGACACGGAGUCGGACCGAGUGUUCUUCAUCAAAGCCGUGGCUCAGUUUAUGGCGACAAAGGCUCAUAUCAAAAUGAACCUGAAGCGUCUGUACCAGGCGGACGGCUACGCGGUGAAAGAGAUGCUGAAGAUCACCAGCGUCCUCUACAACGCCAUGAAGACCAACGAGACGGGCGCUGACGAGCCCAGCUCCGACGACCCCAGCAGCAAAUUCAAAUUCAACCUGGCAUCCAAGAUAGCAGAUUUAAAGGCAGCGCGUGAGCUCGGCUCCGAGAUCACGGCAAAGGGGGCAUCGCUGUACGACCUCCUGGGGCGCGAGGAGGACCUGAGAGAGAGCAGGACUGCUGCCAUCGCUAGACCGCUGGAGAUCGCUGAGGUGGAACGAGCGCUCCGAGUGGCUGUGAAAGACGUCAUGGAGAAUGUGCAGAAGACCAAGGAGAUGUUGAAUAACGUGGCGUCCGACGAGGCAAGCCUGGACGCCAAAAUCGAGAAGAAAAAACAAGAGCUGGAGAGAAACCAAAAACGCUUACAGACACUUCAAAGUGUUCGGCCGGCGUUCAUGGAAGAGUACGAGAAGAUCGAGGAGGAGCUGCAAAAGCAGUACGAGACAUACGUGAAGAAAUUCCACAACCUCUGUUCCCUAGAGCAGCAGCUGGACGAGUACCACCAACUGGAGCAGGAGCGCUUUGAGGAAACGGAAAAUUCCAUGAAAAUGAUGCAAAUCAAGCUACGUGAGGAGGACAGGAGGCUCAUGACAAGUGGAGUGCGAGAGGAAGACUCCGACAUGGAGAUCCCAGAAGACGAAGGCUCGGACAGCGACAUCGAGGAAGGUCGACCGUCCAAACCGUUCCCCCUUCGCCAUGCGCAGAUACCGGGUCGAGCUGGUGGACGUCUCAUUGGCAACAUGCAGGGAGGCGACUCCGAUGAAUCGGACGACAGCGAGAUCGAUGUGGACGAUGACGACGAAGACGAGGGAAAUGAAGAUCUCGACGAAGAAAACGACAGUCUGGAAGGCUCCGCCUCCACGCACAACCGACCAACCAGAUCACUGCAACCUCAGAUCCUGGAGGAGAGUGACAAUGACUUCUAACUACUAUAGUCCAUCUUGCAGCUCGAGCGUGUGUGCGCGCGUGCUCUCAUCAGAUGUCCACCACACACUCUGGCGCGUCAGAUCGUAUGGCAUCCGAAACGACCUUCGCUCCUGACUCGCCAAUUCCGUUACCCUGAAGACUGAAAAGUUCACAAAUUUAAACAUGCAUGCAAAUGACUCCUCUCUUCUCUCUCACUCACACACACACACAAGUCUUGUGAUUUGCCUUCUAAUUAGUGACUAGACAUCAACAGGUAAAGUAGAACUCCAAAGGUCUACAGACAUCUUAUAAAAACACUCAAACAGCAGCUGAAUUCAGUCGAGGACUGGCAGCCUGCUCCACCGUUCAAACAGAACUAAACACAACAGCAUGAGUGUAACAAUGCUGAGGAACACUCGGUACUAGCGAGCGGUCCAAGUACGCUCCGUUCCCUCCGUUCGCUUUUCCUCGCGAGCUUGAUUUUCCUAACAAGGUCUCUUGAGACACAUAACAGUGCAGAACAUCUGCGUCGUGACUGGAAAUAAUGAAAUUCAUCCGAAAGCGGCUCCGCCCGCUUUCCGUUCUGCUGUUGUACAUGAUCCCAAAUGGAUAUCCCAGUUAUUCGCGCUUGGAUCCGUAACCGCCUGCUGUAAUCAUAACGACACCGGAUUCCGGCCACGGAUGUCGGUUUUAUUCCUGACGCCUUCGAUGAACCUCCCGGUAUUAAUAUUAAAACACCGGCUAAGAUUUACGGACUAUUCACGAGUACGAGCGAGUUUUAACGUUCAGUUCUAAACUGAAGCGCGUAACUCCUAGGCAGGUGCAGUAAACAAGCCUACUCUGUUUCCAGCCACCUCGCAGAAUUCCACUGUUUGUCAUGGGGCAGAUAAACGUAUGGGAUUAUAGGAUAAACUACAAAACCAGGCACCAUAUAAGGCACUUUGGUGAUGGAAAAUUUCUGAUCUCUGUUAACUAGUUACGACGUACCUUAUGUGGUUUGUUUUUAAUGAACGAUCGACUUUAGUCCUUGACUCCCGAUCCAGUUCUAGUUCCUCUACUGUAUGAAUUUUGAUAAUGAUGACAAUGAUAAUGAGUCUUUAUUGGG